Molecule: messenger RNA, 969 nt
Organism: Euleptes europaea (tarantolino)
Lineage: Eukaryota; Metazoa; Chordata; Lepidosauria; Squamata; Sphaerodactylidae
Product: inosine-uridine preferring nucleoside hydrolase-like
Exons: 5
Coding region: 1-969 (322 amino acids)
Molecular function (GO): hydrolase activity, hydrolyzing N-glycosyl compounds
Source: RefSeq, a predicted model, not a curated record
AUGUCUGAAAUGAAGAAACUUCUGCUGAUUGAUGUUGACUGUGGAGUUGAUGAUGCUCAAGCCAUAAUGAUGGCUCUGGCUGCCCCCAAUGUUGAAGUCCUGGGAAUUACUUGCUGUUAUGGAAACAGUCAGUUGGAAAACACAUGUAAAAAUGUACUCCGUGUAUUACAAAUUUGUAACAAGCUUGAGAUUCCAGUUUAUCCUGGUGCUUCUGCUCCCCUACUUGGUGGCCCUGUGCUUGGGUCUUUUUUUCAUGGAAAAGAUGGUUUGGGUGACGUACCAGAUCCUAAUGCUCCAGGACUAGAACUUCUGCAGAAAGAACAUGCUGUGCUUACAAUAUUAAGGAUAGCCAAUGAGCGACCUGGUCAGGUCUCUUUGGUUGCUACUGGUCCCUUAACAAAUUUAGCAUUGGCUGUGAAAAUGGAUCCAACACUUCCAAAGAAACUUAAAGGUGUGUUCAUCAUGGGAGGAAAUACUGAAUCCAGAGGAAAUACUACAGUCUGUGGAGAAUUCAAUUUUGCAACUGAUCCAGAAGCUGCACACAUUGUCUUAAAUGAGUACACGUGCCCAACUUAUAUUGCAGCUUGGGAGUUCACAUGUUCCUGUCCGCUGUCCUGGGAAUUCUACCAUGAAUGGGUUAAUCAGCAUACUGAGAAAGCCAAGUUUAUGAAAAAGAUAUUUGCUCAUUCUUUGCAAAUGUCGAAGUAUCUCGGAGAAUGUGGAGGGGAGAAAGAAUGGCGAUCAGGGUUUCUUUCUUGUGACUCCUAUGCUAUGGCUGCUGCAAUUGAUGAGAAUUUUGUUACAGAAGUCAGAGAAAUUGGUGUAAGUGUUGAACUGAAUGGUACACUGACUAGAGGAAUGAUGGUAAUGGAUUGGACUGACAAACUGAAAAAGGAAAAGAAAGCCUUUGUCAUGAAAAGCUGUGAUUUAGGGAAGUUUCAGGCACUUAUGGUGGCUGCUUUACAAUAA